AUGGAGGAGAAGAGGAGAGAGUUCACAGCAAAGAAGAAAGAAGUGAAGAAAGAAGAGCCAAAAGCGGAGAAGAAAGAUGGCCCAAAAACUGAGGCUCCAGCAGAGCAGGUGCCAGGAGGUAAGAAUAAAGGGGAUCCCUCCACACAGUCAGAUGGAAUCUUCAUCAAGAAGCCAGAAAAUAUACUGAUACAUUGCGGCGGUGAUGUGUCUAUCAACUUGCAGCUGGAUGGGGCUCGGCUCCCUUGCAGUCCCUCGAUCAAAUGGUUCAAGGGGAAGUGGCUGGAGUUGGGCAUUAAGAGCGGGCUACGGUUCCAGUUCACAGAGAACUUUGACAAGGAUAAAAAUAUUUACACCUAUGGGCUGAAAAUUGGGAAAGUAGUAAUUGGAGACCGGGGUGACUAUCGCUGUGAGGUGACAGCAAAGGACAUUUUUGACAGCUGUGUCUUCAAUAUUGAUGUGGAAGCACCAAGAACCGAAGAAACCGGCAAUAUUUUACAAGCAUUCAAACGGACUGGAGAAGCCAAAAGUGAUAUUGCCGGAGAGCUGGAUUUCACCAGCUUGCUUAAGAAGAGAGAAGUGCAAGAAGAAGAGAAGAAAAAGAAGAAAAAGGAUGACGAUGAUGAUAUGGGGAUCCCACCAGAGAUCUGGGAGCUGCUUAAGGGUGUGACCAAGAAAAGCGAGUAUGAGCGCAUUGCCUUACAAUAUGGUAUCACUGAUCUACGUGGCAUGUUGAAAAGGCUCAAGAAAGCCAAGGUGGAGAUCAAGAAAAGUGCAGCCUUCAUUAAGAAACUGGAUCCUGCCUAUCAAGUUGACAAAGGCCACAAGAUUAAGAUGUGGGUGGAGGUGAGCGACCCUGACAUACCUAUCAAAUGGCUGAAAAAUGGGCAAGUGAUCAAGCCCAGUGGCAAGUACAUCUUUGAGAAUGUGGGCAAGAAACGUAUCAUGACGAUCACCAAGUCCACCCUGGCUGAUGAUGCAGCCUACGAAUGUGUGGCUAGGGAUGAGAAGUGCUUCACGGAGCUCUUUGUAAGAGAGCCACCUGUCCUGAUCAUGAGUGGCCUGGAUGACCAGCAAGUAUAUGUGGGAGACAGGGUAAUAAUGGAAGUAGAGGUAUCUGAGGAAGGAGCCCAGGUAAUGUGGUCGAAGGAUGGUGUGGAGUUGAGUCGUGAAGAGACCCUCAAGAACUUUCGCUUCAAAAAGGAUGGCAAAAAGCAUAUGCUCAUAAUCAGUGAGGCUACCAAGGAGGAUGCUGGGCGCUACCAGGUUGUAACCAACGGGGGCCAAUCAGAGGCAGAUCUUGCAGUUGAAGACAAACCGCUCGAAGUAAUUCAAGAUAUUGCUGAUCUGACCGUCAAGGCCACUGAGCAAGCUGUCUUCAAGUGUGAAGUGUCUGAUGAGAAGGUGACUGGCAAAUGGUACAAGAAUGGAGUUGAGAUCCGACCCAGUAAACGCAUCACAAUUUCUCACAAGGGCAGGGUCCACAAGCUGGUCAUUGAUGAUGUGAGACCUGAAGACGAGGGAGAUUACACCUUUGUCCCUGAUGGAUAUGCUCUUUCACUUUCUGCUAAGCUCAACUUCUUGGAAAUCAAGAUUGAGUAUGUCCCUAAGCAAGAACCCCCCAAGAUCCACUUAGAUUGUGGAUCAGGGAAAACAAAUGAAAACACAAUUGUGGUUGUUGCUGGGAACAAACUACGCCUGGACGUGAACAUCACUGGAGAACCAGCACCAACGGCAACUUGGAUGAAGGGUAAUGAAAUUUUUUCAGAGAAAGAUGGCCGGGUCCGUAUAGAAGAGCGGAAAGAGCUGAGCAGUUUUGUGAUAGAAAGUGCUGAGCGCUCUGAUGAAGGAAAUUACACUAUCAAGGUGACUAAUCCGUUGGGCGAGGAUGUUGCCUUUCUCAACAUCAAAGUUGUGGAUGUUCCUGAUCCUCCUGAAGCUGUGCACGUCACUUCUGUGGGAGAGGACUGGGCCAUUUUGGUGUGGGAACCACCCACGUAUGAUGGUGGUAUGCCCAUUACUGGGUACCUGAUGGAGCGCAAGAAGAAAGGUAGCCUGCGCUGGAUGAAACUGAAUUUUGAAGUAUUUACUGAGCUGACUUAUGAGUCCACCAAGAUGAUUGAAGGGGUGCUCUAUGAGAUGCGGGUCUUUGCCGUCAACGCCAUUGGAAUCUCUCAGCCCAGCCAGAAUACCAAACCUUUCAUGCCUAUCGCCCCCACCAGCGAGCCCCUUCAUCUCACCUUGGAGGACGUCACAGACACAACAGCCACCCUGAAAUGGCGUGCGCCAAACCGAAUUGGUGCAGGGGGCAUUGACGGCUACCUCAUUGAGUACUGCAAGGAAGGAACUGAUGAAUGGAUACCUGCUAACACAGAGCUGGUGGAACGCUGUGGCUUCACUGCCAAAGGACUUCCGACAGGCGAGAAGCUUUUAUUUCGGGUCAUUGCAAUCAAUAUUGCAGGCCGGAGUCAACCAGCCACUUUAGCACAGCCUGUCACCAUUCGUGAGAUUGUUGAACAACCCAAGAUCCGUCUCCCUCGCCAACUCCGACAGACAUUCAUCAAGAAAGUUGGGGAGCAAAUCAACCUGGUGAUCCCAUUCCAGGGUAAGCCUCGUCCUAAGGUCACCUGGUCAAAGGAUGGGCAACCUCUUGAUGCCAAGGAGAUCAACAUCCGCAUUUCUGAUUUUGACACCAUCCUCUUCAUCCGCAAAGCUGAGCGAUAUCAUUCAGGCCUCUAUAAACUCUCAGUUCAGAUUGAAGGCAUGGAGGACAGUGCUGACAUCAAGAUCCGGGUUGUAGAGAAGCCAGGUCCAGCACACAAUGUUCUGGUGAAGGAGGUAUGGGGCUUCAAUGCCUUAGUAGAAUGGGAGCCUCCCAAGGAUGAUGGGAACUCAGAGAUCACUGGCUACUCCAUCCAAAAAGCUGACAAGAAGACCAUGGAAUGGUUCACUGUAUAUGAACACAACCGCCUUACCCGUUGCACAGUGUCUGAUCUCAUCAUGGGCAAUGAAUACUACUUCCGGGUCUACAGUGAGAAUAUCUGUGGGCUCAGUGAGACUCCUGGGGUCUCCAAAAACACUGCAAACAUUCAGAAAACUGGAAUGAUCACUAAAAAGUACAGCUAUAAGGAACAUGACUUCAGCAUGGCCCCCAUGUUCUUGACUCCACUGGUAGACCGGACAGUAGUGGCUGGAUAUACCACUGCCCUGAAUUGUGCGGUGAGGGGACAUCCUAAACCCAAGGUAAUCUGGAUGAAGAACAAAAUGGACCUCAGUGGGGAUCCCAAAUUUCUGCAGAAAAACAACCAAGGAGUGUUGACUCUCAAUAUCCGUAAACCAAGUUCUUUUGACAGUGCUGUCUACUCCUGCAAGGCCAUCAAUGAAUUGGGCGAGGCCAUAGUGGAGUGCAGGCUGGAAGUCAAAGGUGAUUUGGGGGUGAAAAAGACAUGGGUUGAAAUGUAUUGA
Molecule: messenger RNA, 3462 nt
Organism: Python bivittatus (Burmese python)
Lineage: Eukaryota; Metazoa; Chordata; Lepidosauria; Squamata; Pythonidae
Source: RefSeq, a predicted model, not a curated record